Molecule: messenger RNA, 2643 nt
Organism: Aspergillus fischeri NRRL 181
Lineage: Eukaryota; Fungi; Ascomycota; Eurotiomycetes; Eurotiales; Aspergillaceae
Product: condensin subunit BRN1
Exons: 3
Coding region: 1-2643 (880 amino acids)
Biological process (GO): mitotic chromosome condensation
Cellular component (GO): condensin complex
Molecular function (GO): chromatin binding
Source: RefSeq, a predicted model, not a curated record
AUGCCCCGCGUAGCAAAUCCUAAACAUCGCCGCUCAAAUGGCGCAUCAACGCCUCACAAAAACUCGCCUAUGAAGAUCCCUUUGAACGAUGACACGGGGGAGAAGGCCGCCCGUUUGGAGGCUCGACAAGCCCGCCAUGACCGCCAGAUGGAUCAGAUCAAGGCUGCCGUCAAGACACCAAUGCCUCCUCGACGAUACACAUAUGACCGCGCUUCGAGUAUGAGUCCCGGUACCCCUAGGGGAUCAGGACACCGCGGACGAGAGAGCGAUGCUGAUGGACGACGAGCGGUGACCCCAAUGAAACGGGUCCCUAUCUUGGCAAACUUCGAGGAAUGGAUGAAGAUGGCCACGGACAACAAGAUCAACGCGAACAACUCCUGGAACUUUGCUCUGAUUGACUACUUCCAUGAUAUGUCUCUACUCAAGGAAGGCGAUGGUGUCAACUUUCAGAAGGCCAGCUGCACGCUCGAUGGUUGCGUAAAGAUUUAUACAAGCAGAGUCGACAGCGUCGCGACGGAAACAGGUAAACUCCUAAGUGGGCUGGCGGACAGCCGUGAGAAGCGGGGUCGUGACGCUGGCGCGGACGGUGAGGGUGAUGACGAGGACGACGAGGAAGGGGAAGAUGGAACCACCAGGAAGUCGCGGAGAAAGGCCCAGAGAACACACGAGGCUACGCUUGCGCCUUCCUUUGCCGCGCUUCAGCUGAAAAAGUUUGAGCUGGAAUUCUCAGUUGACCCUUUAUUCAAGAAAGCCUCCGCAGAUUUCGACGAGGGAGGGGCAAAAGGCUUGCUUCUGAACCACUUGUCGAUAGAUGGGCAGGGACGUAUCGUCUUUGACAGCAGCGACGACGCUGUUGAGGAAAGCCCAAAUGACGCGGACAAUACUCGCGAAGACUCGGAGGACCCUGAACACCCGAAGUCCUCUUCACCGGCUCCGAUGCGAUCUUCUGAUGAUGCUUUUGAAGACGUUGAGAUUGAUAUAACGCCACUAGCGAACCAAUUUUUCCCCGAUUUGGCGCGCCUCGACGAGCAGGAUAUCUGUCCGUCCCUCAAGAACUUCGACCUUGGCGAUCCCACCGGAUCACUCGAUAUUCCCUUUCUCAAGGCGCCUGAAGAAUGGCGCAAUGAGAAAGGCAACGAGGACGGACGAGGCGUAAACGAUGCCUCUGGGAUUAUGCUCGACGACGACAACGCUGUCGGCUUUGACGACGACGAUGGUACUCUAGCUGGAUUCGAUCUUAGUGAAGAUGCCGGUUUUGGUGAUGGGGGUGAGGCAUGGGCCCGUGAGGCUGCCCUGGAGCCAAUGCUGAAAGUCCAUCGCAUUGACCGUGAUGGCGAUCAGAAUCAGGACGGCGAUGAGGCAAUGGACGACGAAGAUGGGUAUGCUAUAACGCUUACUCAUCAACCAGAUAAGCGUGACCAUGAGAACAUUCUCAGCUAUUUUGACAAUGCACUUCAGAAGAACUGGGCGGGUCCUGAGCACUGGAAGAUUCGGCGUAUCAAGGAACACGCGGCUGCCAGCUCUGCAACUGCAGCGCCGAAGCAGCGGAAGGAAAAGGAGCCGUUUGAAAUCGACUUCGCGGCACCUCUCGAUCCAACCGUCGCUGAAUUGAUUUAUACCCCGGCUAGUUCCAACUCCACCAUUUCCCUGCCCAAGACACAGUGGAGAACCAAAGGGCGGAAUCUGCUACCAGACGACAAACACUUCAACUCCAGACAGCUACUCCGUCUCUUCCUCAAACCUAAGGCUCGCAUGGGCUCGAAGAAACUGGUGGGCCUACGUCAAUAUAACAGCCGACGACAGGACCGGACCGCGGUUAAUGGGGAAAUGGAUGAGGCCUUCUGGGCCAGUCGCAAGCAGGAGGAGGAAGCGGCUGCCGACGAGGAUGCUGCCCCUGGCGCGUAUGAUGCCGACUUCUUCGCGGACGACGAUGGUCUCGCGUUCCCGAACGGGCUCGGUAUCGCCGACGAUGACGACGACAACCUGCCCUUUGCAGAUGCGCGAGAGAUGCUGUCCCCACCAGCUGAUGGGGCUCCAGGCACAACAGCAGGGGAUGCAGGAGGAGCUACGGGUAUUGCUGCUCUCCUCAACAUGGUAGGGGCGACGCCCAAGCCGGGCGCUGGGGGCUUUGGCUCGCAAUUGGUGACACAAGGCGGACGGCGAGCGCGACCUGAAUAUGUCGCCUAUGCAAGAGUCGCCAAGAAAAUCGACGUGCGGAGACUGAAACAAGAGAUGUGGAAGGGCAUGGGCGAAAGGUUGAUUGCAUCCACACAAUUUGAUUCCAUACCACAAACAAGCGCUGGGAACGAUGUCAAUCAUGUACAAAAUAAUGAGACCGAGCCUGAUGCACCGCCAACACCCACACCCCAAAGACCGCAGCCGGUCGACGGCUCGGAAGAACCGAAGGAAGACCGUCGGUUACGCUUCACGCAGAUCAUGAAUUCCCUCAAAACGGUCUAUCCGCCAGAGAAGCUUCGUGACAUCAGCACCUCUUUUGGCUUUAUCUGUCUUCUCCACUUGGCCAACGAGCAAGGCCUCAUCUUGCAAAACGAUGGUCUGUCCGAGGGCGCUGGCGCGGGCUCAUUAGAAGAGAUUUAUGUUGCCAAAGACGUGAAUGCUGUUAUUGACGAAGCGUCUGCUUGA